Messenger RNA from Arachis stenosperma, 3334 nucleotides. RefSeq names its product receptor-like protein 7. NCBI's taxonomy places the organism in Eukaryota, Viridiplantae, Streptophyta, Magnoliopsida, Fabales, Fabaceae. Bases 1 to 2997 code for a protein of 998 amino acids. Gene Ontology annotation, molecular function: protein binding. The transcript has a single exon. The record is from RefSeq and is a predicted model, not a curated record.
AUGAGGUCUUUUACUCUCUCCUUGCUUCUUCUUCUUCUUCUUAUUGAUACUCCAUCUUCCACUUGUUCAUCGGUGUUGCCACUAUGCAACCACCAUGACAACUCAAACCUACUCCAAUUCAAGAACUCAUUUGCCAUCAAACCUUCAUCGUACAAUGAUUGGGCGUGCUCCUCUUCUUAUUCCAACAGCAACAAGACAGCGUCGUGGAACAAUGGUACGGAUUGUUGCGAGUGGGAUGGUGUCACGUGCGACACCACAUCAGGUCACGUGAUUGGCCUUGACCUCAGUUGCAGCAUGCUUCAAGGCCAAUUUCAUCCGAACAGCACACUCUUCCGUCUCACGCAUCUUCAACAACUCAACCUUGCCUUCAAUCACUUCUCCGACUCUCCAAUAUAUCCCGAAAUCGGUAAUCUUGUGAGUCUCACCCAUCUCAAUCUAUCCACUUCAGCAUUGGGUGGUGAUAUUCCGUCCACAAUCUCACACUUGUCUAAAUUACUCUCACUUGAUCUCUCGUAUAAUGAUGAACUGACACUUGAUGAAUCCACAUGGAGCACACUCAUUGGUAACACCACUAACUUGAAUGAGCUACUUCUAGAUUACGUAGACAUGUCUUCCCUUAGAGAAACUUCAUUGUCUUCGCUGAUGAAUUUGUCAUCCUCUUUGCUGUCCUUGAGACUUUCUGACACUGGAUUGCAUGGAAAAUUUCCAACUGACGUACUUGGUUUUCCUAAUCUUGAAGAACUAAGUUUGUUACUGAAUGAAGAGCUGAAAGGUGAACUUCCAAAGUCCAAUUGGAGCACUCCUCUAAGGAUCUUGGAUCUCUCUUACACAGUAUUCUCAGGAGAAAUACCUGAUUCCAUAGGCCACCUGAAGUCUCUUAACCAACUACGGCUACAGUUUUGCCGAUUUGAUGGGUUAAUUCCUGUGUCUUUGUGGAACCUCACUCAACUAACACAGUUGGACCUUUCAGGAAAUAGACUUCAUGGUGAGAUUCCAUCUUUGCUUUCAAACCUCAAACAUCUCACCUACUUAGAUCUUAGUGAUAAUACGUUCAGUGGUCACAUCCCAGAUGUGUUCGACAACUUCACUAAAUUAGAUACCUUGGAACUUUCUUCUAACAGUCUAGGAGGCCAACUGCCACUAUCACUUUUUCGUCUAUCCCAACUUUUUAGUUUAAAAUUGUCAUAUAAUAGCUUAGCAGGCCCAAUCCCAGGUAAAGAUACUAAACUCUCAAAAAUAAAGUACCUAUUUUUGGGUAAUAAUUUAUUAAAUGGGACAAUUUCAAAUUGGUGUUAUUCUUCGCCUUCAUUGACAAAUCUAGAUCUCGGGCACAAUAACCUCGUAGGACUGAUAGGGGAAUUCUCGACUUAUUCUCUGAAUUCGUUGGUUCUCUCUAAUAACAAAUUUCAAGGUAGUUUUCCAACUUCAAUAUUUAAAUUGAAAAAUCUUAACACUUUGGAUUUAUCUUCAGCUCAUUUGAGUGGUCAUGUAGAUUUUCGCCAACUUUCAAAGCUCAAAUCUUUACUUUCUCUUGAUCUAUCUCACAAUAAUUUUCUCUCUAUUAACCUUGACGACAAUGUUGACUAUUUUUUACCUAACCUUACUAGGUUUCGUUUAUCCUCGUGUAAGAUUACAAAAUUUCCUAGAUUCCUAGGAAGCAUUCAAGAUCUAAAAGUACUAGACCUUUCUAAUAACCAAAUUGAAGGGGUGAUUCCCAAAUGGUUUAAUGACAAGCUCUUGUACAAAUGGAAGAACAUGGAGUUCAUUGACCUCAGUUUCAACAGGCUGCAAGGAAAUAUUCCAAUUCCAUCAUAUGGCACCUAUUAUUUCUCAGUUUCAAAGAACAACUUUACAGGAGGCAUUUCUUCAACAAUAUGCAAUGCAAGCUCCCUCAAUAUGCUAAUCCUGUCUCACAACAAUUUGAAUGGCAAGAUUCCGCAAUGUUUAGGAACCAUUCCUUUCCUCCAGGUUUUGGAUUUGCAAAUCAACAACUUUUAUGGAAGCAUACCUGGAAACUUCUCCAAGAAGAAUGCUUUUGAGACUAUAAAGUUGAAUGGCAACCAAUUAGAGGGACCAAUACCACAAUCGUUGGCUCAGUGCACAAAUCUGGAAGUUCUAGACCUCAGUGACAAUAACAUAGAAGAUGCAUUUCCCAGAAGGCUAGAAGCUCUUCAGGAAUUACAGGUACUCAGUUUACGAAAUAACAAAUUUUAUGGUACCAUUACUUGUUUGAGUAGGAAGCAUCCAUUUCCAAAGUUGAGAAUUUUUGAUGUGUCUAAUAACAAGUUUAGUGGCCCUUUGCCAAUGCAAUACUUUCAAGAGUUUCAAGGAAUGAUGGCUCGGAAUGAUAAUAGUCAAACUCGUGGUUUGGAGUAUAUGAGCACUAUUGCUAAUACGACCAGUGUACCAUAUAAUGACUCUGUUGUGAUCAUUAUGAAAGGUCAAAUGAUAGAAAUGUCAAGGAUAUUAACUAUUUUCACAACCAUAGACUUGUCAAAUAACUUAUUUGAAGGAAAAAUCCCACAAAUUCUUGGAGAAUUGAAUUCUCUCAAAGGGCUUAACCUUUCACACAACAAAAUCAGUGGUAUGAUUCCACAAACUUUGGGAAAUUUGACAAGUUUGGAAUGGUUAGACCUCUCACGGAACCAAUUGAAAGGUGAGAUACCUUUGUCUUUGACAAAUUUAAAUUUUCAGUCUGUCUUGAACCUUUCUGAGAAUCAGUUAGAGGGAAUGAUACCAACAGGAGAACAGUUCAAUACAUUUCGAAAUGAUUCCUACAAAGAUAAUCCAAUGCUCUGUGGAUUCCCUUUGUCAAAGUCAUGCGGCAAUGAUGAAGAACAACCAGCGUUUCCUGAGGUAAAAGAAUCAUUAUUUGGGUGGAAGUCAGUUGCAGUGGGAUAUGGAUGCGGAGUGGUAUUUGGAAUGUUCCUUGGAAAGUUGUUCAUCAAGACUGCUAAACCCUUGUGGCUUGCCAGACUUCUUUGUCGCUAUACUUAACAAAACAUGCACAGGAGAUCAAGGCCAUGCAAAGCAUCAUGCUUUUCCUUCUUUUCUCUGUCAUGGGAAUUUUCUGUUUAUGGAAUAAAGUGUGUUAGAUAUCAAGCUUAUGAUUUAUUCAUGCAUACAUCAUUAUAGCUUCGUCAAGAUGUACCACCACUCUUGCAUCGAAAUGAAUGUCAAGAAUGAAAUGAAUUGAGUUAUUUAGUCAAGAAAUUCUAUUCCUAUGUUUUUGUAGCGUGUGUCUGAGAGUGAGAGAAAAAUGUAUAAUGAUGCCAUAUAAGUGGUUUAUGUGAGUGAUAUUGAUAUUGAAGAUAAGGUCAGUCACCAAAGUCAU